GUUAAAGCUCAGAUUAUUAUCAUUGUGGAUAGUUAGAGAGAGAAAGUGAAAGCUAGAGAGAGAGAGAGAAAGAGAGAGAGAGUUUUGGGUUGGAGUUAGGUGGUGGCCGGUGGAGGCGCGUGGCUCAAGUUUCGCCAUUUUCUUCUUCUUAUUCUUCUGUAAGAAGCUAAAGCACUGAGUAGCAAUGGAGGUGUGUGGCAAAUCUAUGGUAUCAUCAGGGCCUGCUAAUGUGAUUUACCUGUCGACUAUUCUGGGCCGAGAUGGGUUGAUUCCUGUUCACAAAUGCGAUUGGAAGUGUGAAAAUGAACAUGUUUGUGGAAACAUGUAUCGUUGCAAACUAACUGGACUUACUCACAUCUGUGACAAAAACUGUAACCAAAGAAUUUUGUAUGAUAACCAUAGUUCACUUUGCAGAGCGAGUCGUCAAAUAUUUCAGCUUACAGCUGUAGAGGAGCAGGCUGUGAGAGGUAUUCGAAGGAAGGUUGAUGCUGAUAACACCACCUCCACAACUGAUAGUUGCUCUUUCAAGCGCAGACGACGGGAUGCACAGUUCCAGCCUUCUCCUUUCGAGAGAUCCUUCACCGCUGUCAGUCCAAUCUGCAGUCAAGUUGGAGAUGGCAUGGAUAUGAGCUAGAGAUAUAUACAUAAAUGCGAAGAUGUUAUAUUACUUACUUAUCUUAAUCUUGUUUCUUUAUAAUUUUCCCUUUUUUUUUUCUCUUUUCUUGGAACAAAUCUGGAUGAUAGAACUUUAUGUGAGAUACUUAAAUGGUGGACCUGAUGUGUCCUGCCCCGUAUGUAGGGACAAUCUAUAUUUCUAGUCUUCUUUAAUGCAAUUUAGAUCUUCCAUUAGUUGUCUCCUUGAAAUGCGAUAUGAAUUCGAGUAAUGUUCAUUUGCUUGUGAGACUUGAAUUAAAUUCAGUUCUCCUAAAUUUGACAGAAAUCUGGGAUAUUCAUUAGCUUGCACUUUUUGUGUUAUGUUUAGUACAUUUGUGGGGCUAAGAAAGAAUAGUUAUUUUCUUGUACUUGAUUUGAAUUUGUUUUGGCUCUGGUUCUGUAAUAUGGCAAUAAUUUAUUUUAUUUUAUUGUAUUUAUAGAACUACUCCUGUUAUAGGCUUUGUUUGAAUUUACCUAGUAGAAGUGUAGAUCGAAUGUAUCCUAGUUUCACCUUGCCCGGUUUGGAACAGGUUGAAGAUGAAUAACCAGGCCUUCAUUCCACAGGAGUUUUUAUAUUUUAUAUAUAUAUAAUAUUUGUCUUUCUUGGCUUUUUUGUUCUGAUUCUGAUGAAUUGAUUUCUUAAGUGAAUCUCUAUUUUGCAGGACUUCAAGCUUGUGCUGUUAUGAAGAUUUUAGAUUUCUGUUCUCUCCUAACAUAACAUAUAUCUCUUGUUUAAUUAGCCAUUAUCGGAUUUGGUUUCUAAUAUACAAUUGGUUUCUUCUUUUUUUGAUGUAGGUGAUCAAAGUUUUCUGCAAAUUGCAAGCUAAAGCAAAUUUCUCAUCGCGAUGACCACUAGCACUAGCACAUAUGAGCAGAUCAGAAAGCUUAGUUUGGAAUUCUUCUACAAGUUACCAACACAGAUCGCAAAAUCUCAUCGUGAAUCAUAACAAAACAAGUUGCAACAAUUUUCUUACUGGCAACCUUGUGAAGCUAGCUGCAUGGUACUUAUUUAAUCAGGCUGUGAUUUGUCUCUCUUCUGGUGUGGACAUAGUUCCAUUGGGCCAACAAUUACUUGCAGACCUUGAACAACUUGUAAUUACGGUCGGUUUGGCAUCAUCAGGAAAAUCCAUACAACCUCGGCCCCUAAAAAUUAUACCAAAACAAUUUUGUUCCAGUCUUUGUUUAGGGUCAGCUUUUAUUUUGUUGUUUUUGUUUUUGUUUUUGCAGGUUUAUUUGUAUGUGUAGUAUUGUAGAUUACGCCAAUUAUUGUGAAAGAGAAUUUGAACUUCUGUGAUUGGUUUUUUUGGCCCUAUUGAUGUUAUCUUUUAUACUUUUGUAGUUUAUGAGAAUCUGUAUGCAUCACGCUUAUUAAGAAUUUUUUUGAAAAAAAAAAAAAGCACACAUGAUGAAAAUGAUUGGAUAUUUCUAAUCUCUUAAAAGGAGUCCACCAAUACAUUUGAUUUGGUAUUCGAGAGAAUUUUUUAGUUUAAUUUUUUAUAUGAUUGUUUAUAGUUAUUUAAGAUAUCUAGCAAAAUUUUGAGAGAUUUGAAAAAAUUUAACAUGUUGAAAACAGUGUUCGAAUAAAGAGUGGUCAUAGAAUUGUUUUGUGUCCACCAAGUAAAAAAUUAAAUUUAAAAAGAAAGGCAGGUUCUUUGUGUAGUACAUAGGGAUCUUAAACGUGAAUUGAUUAUAUGGUCCAUAUGAAAUGAAUAACAAUGUAAAUAUAUAUUGGAAAGUGAAUUGUUCUUGUAGGUCUACAAAAGAAUAUAACUUCUCUUUUUGUUGAGAAAAAGAAUAUAUGUCUAUAAAUAAACUUAGGAAUAAUCCUAGAUGGGUCACCCUUUUCAAUGGAAAUUCUCUUCAUUAAGCCUUGUUGUUACUUAUUAUUAGCCUUUCAAUAUGAAAAACUUGCUUCUAUCAUUUGAGUGAGGAGAUUAUAGCUUUCACUAUGUGUAUUGUGUCCCCUGCAAAAUUCCAAAUAAGAAAGGAAUUGCUUCUUAAUGAGGCCAACUCUAUCAAAACAUAAAAGAAAUACUAAACCCAAAAAGAAAAAAUUACCUAACUGCAGGGAUUUGUAUAUGCAUAAUUGUAUAUAUAGGGACUUUGGUUGUUCUUAUUACUUCCCUCCUUUUCUACUUCAAUUUAGAAAGCUAAAAAAAAAGGACUUGAAGAAAACAUGUAUAUAGCAAAAGUUGAAGCUUUCCUUUGUGUCUUUUUCACUUUUAUUUCAUCCUACUAUAGCACUUUUACUAUUAUAAACAAUUGUCCUUUUACAAUAUGGCCUGGUACAUUAGCUGGUUCAGGUACACCCCAAUUGCUAACAACCGGUUUUCGACUUGACUCUGGCCAAACCAUUAGAAUUCCUUCAAUUCCCGGAUGGUCAGGGAGAAUAUGGGGAAGAACUGGCUGCACAUUUGAUGCAACAGGAGCUGGAAAAUGCCAAACCGGUGAUUGUGGUGGCACGCUUGAAUGUGAAGGCAGAGGUGCAAAUCCACCUACAUCUCUCUUUGAGAUAACACUUGGUCAUGGCGAUGAUAAAGAUUUCUAUGAUGUUAGCAUUGUCGACGGCUACAAUCUUCCCAUUGUUGCCUCUCCAGUGGGAGCUUUCGGUGUCUGUAAUGCCACUGGAUGCGCUUCUGAUAUCAAUACUGGUUGUCCGAAAGAGCUUCAAGUGGUUGGAGGAGAAGGUGGAGAUGGUGGGAGUGGUGUGAUAGGAUGUAAGAGUGCAUGUGAAGCUUUUGGAUUGGACAAGUAUUGCUGCAGUGGUCAGUUUGCUAAUCCAACCACAUGUAAGCCUUCUUUCUAUUCAACCAUAUUCAAAAACGCUUGCCCAAGAGCCUAUAGCUAUGCUUUUGAUGAUGGCACCAGUACUUUUACUUGCAAAGCUUAUGAGUACUCCAUUCUCUUCUGUCCUAAAGAUAAUGGGGUGAGAAAACCAAGCAAUGGAUUGACACCUCCAACAACACCAGGAGGUGAAUUUGCACCACCAUCGAUACCAAAUAGCGGUUUGGCACCACCAACGAUACCAGAUACCGAUUUGGCACAACCACCACCAGCCACACCAAUAGGUGGACUGGCACCACCAACCAUACCGGUGCAAGAGCCAUCAAUACCAGGGAGUGAGCUUGCACCACCACCGCCAGCCAUACCAGUAGGUGGAUUGGCACCACCAAUCAUACCAGUUCAAGAGCCAUCAAUACCGAUACAACAGCCAUCGAUGCCAGUAUAUGGCCACAGCGAUCAAGCAGCAGUACGGAUGGUCUCUUCUUCUAACACACUCUUGCCACUUCCAACCCUGCUGCCAAUCGUUCUUCUGAUCCUCAAGCUAAUCUCAUGAACACUUCUAACUGCUCUGAAGUCUUGAGUCCUCGAGAGCUACUAAAGCAAUGAGCCAAGAGGAAGAACUUUGUUCUAAAAUCUAAUUUGAAGAGAUGCAUGCAGAUCAUAGCUCAUUAGAUCCCAUCAAUUGGCUUUUGUUAUGUUCUCAAAAUGUACAUUGUGAUAUUGUUACCAAAUAUAAAUCUUACAAAGGAAAAGUAGCCAAAUAUUUCUACAACUA
Messenger RNA from Cannabis sativa, 4213 nucleotides. Its product is annotated as pathogenesis-related thaumatin-like protein 3.5. The transcript has 5 exons. The coding region runs from base 2831 to 3991 and encodes 386 amino acids. Lineage: Eukaryota; Viridiplantae; Streptophyta; Magnoliopsida; Rosales; Cannabaceae. The record is from RefSeq and is a predicted model, not a curated record. Gene Ontology annotation, cellular component: extracellular region. Gene Ontology annotation, biological process: defense response.